UUGCGGACGCAGGCACAGCAGUGCACAGAAGUGCACAGAAGAGAGACUUUUUUCUCAUAGAGUUCAGAGAACCUGAUGUGACGACUAGACAACGGACAGUAUACUUUGACAGGUGCUUUGGUUUUUUUGUUUUGUUUAGUGUAUUUCACUCAAGUAGGGUGGCACAGAUUAGUUAUGAUGGGAGGGCACCCAGGCAAUCUAAUUUUGUAUCACCGAUGGAUGUUCGUUUUCACCUUUCUGUCCCUGCAUCUCUGGCCAGUUCUUGCCGCGGGAAGGACCAUUAAAUAUCAAACAUACGAAGAGGAUGCUCCAGCUACCGUAAUCGGAAACCUGGCCAAGGACAUGUCCUUAAAUCCUUCUUUGAGCUCUAAGACCAAUUUCAGAAUGAUGAAACAGUUCAAUGCUUCUUUUGUUAGACUGAGAGAAAGCGACGGGCAGCUCACCAUCGGGGAGAGAAUUGACAGGGAGAAAAUUUGCAAGCAUAUUGCUCAGUGUCUCAUUGCAUUUGAUGUUGUGAGUUUCUCCAAAGAACAAUUCAAACUGAUACACGUUGAAGUGGAGGUGAAGGACAUCAACGACAAUUCCCCCGAGUUUCCAAGAAUGGAAUCUAUACUGGAAAUUUCUGAAAACACAGCGCUGGGUACCAGAAUACCGCUGGAUGUGGCUGUGGAUGAAGAUGUGAGCACGAACUAUAUUCAAAGCUACCAAAUCUCAGUCAACAGCCACUUUACCAUUGAUGUGUUGAACAGAGCGGAUGGGGUUAAAUAUGCGGAGCUAGUGCUAAUGAAGGAACUGGACAGGGAGACACAGGCGUCCUACGUUCUCGAACUCGUCGCAACCGACGGAGGAAACCCGCCCAGGUCCGGCAGCACGAAGAUUAAUGUCAAGGUGAAAGAUUACAAUGACAACAGCCCUGUUUUCGACCGGAACAAUUUCUCUGUUGAAAUACCAGAGGACGCACCGGUGGGAUUUCUGCUACUGGACUUAAACGCGGUUGAUCCGGACGAGGGUUUGAAUGGGGAAGUUGUAUAUGGGUUCGGUAAUCAAGUGUCGUCCGAGAUCCGCCAACUUUUCAAAGUGGACCGUAAAUCCGGUCGGCUGACGCUGGAGAGUCAGAUUGAUUUUGAAAGCAAAACAACGUACGAAUUUGAUGUCCAAGCGUCAGACUUAGGUCCUAAUCCAAGUCCACCUACAAUAUGUAAAAUUGUUGUUCAAGUACAGGACGUUAACGACAAUGCGCCAAAAAUCACAGUUACCCCAAUGACCUCCAUAACCGCGGGAAUCGCGCACAUCACAGAGGCGGCUGCUAAGGACAGUUUUGUAGCGCUGAUCAGCACCGCGGACAAGGACUCUGGCGCGAAUGGGCAGGUCCACUGUACCUUGUAUGGACACGAUCAUUUUAAACUCCAACAAGCUUAUGAAGACAGCUAUAUGAUUGUAACAACAGCUCCCCUCGACAGAGAAAAAAUUCCAGAGUAUAACCUGACCGUGGUAGCUGAAGACCUUGGAUCUCCCCCGUUCAGAACAAUUAAACAGUAUACCAUUAGGCUGAGCGAUGAAAACGACAACGCCCCGGUAUUUAGUAAACCUAUUUAUGAAGUUUCAGUAGUGGAAAAUAACGCACCAGGUGCUUAUAUCACCACAGUGGUGGCCAGAGACCAAGACCUAGGUCAAAACAGCAAAGUCAGCUAUAAACUCUCAGACACCUAUGUUAUGGGCUCGCCGGCAUCAACAUUUGUAUCACUAGACCCCGCCACUGGUUCGAUCUAUGCGCUUCGGAGUUUCAAUUACGAAGUUCUGAAACAGCUUGAACUGCGAAUUCAAGCAAGCGACGGGGGGUCACCGCAACUCCACGGUAGCGCAGCGAUCAAUAUAAAGAUAGCUGAUCAGAAUGACAACGCUCCCUCUAUCACACAACCCGUGCUCAACAAUGGAACUGCAGACAUUCUCCUGCCAAAAGAUGCUGCCUCGGGUUAUGUUAUAACCCAGAUCAACGCGCGGGAUGCUGACGAGGGCGUCAAUGCAGAAAUGUCCUACAAAAUUACUACCGGAGAAGCCUCCGUGUUCUCCAUCAACAGAGCGACCGGUGAGAUCUAUCUGACCCGCGAGCUAAACUACGAAGUCGACGAAAGCUUGAAAGUCACAGUAACCGUGAGUGACAACGGGAGACCGUCGCUAACUUCAACAGCCACAAUCCGCUUCACCAUCAUCGCAGGAGCUCCCCCAAGUGACCGCAACAUAUUCCGACACAGCAACGACGACGAGCCCCACGAAUGGGACCUAUCCAUUGUCAUAAUUGUCGUUUUGGCGGGGAGCUGCACACUAUUGCUUUUAGCCAUUAUUGUAAUAGCAACAACCUGCAACAAACGUAAGGUGAACAAGCGUCGCGACAGCUUUCAUCCAGAAAAGGAAGAUGGUGUAAAUCUGGACGUGGGAAAGAACAACAGCGACCCACUGCUACCAAUUCAAAACGACGGGGUGUUCGACGCCCAUCCGUACUCUAACAAGCCUAGUUUCACUGGAUCUGUACAGGCAGGCAGUGACAUAUGCGGCAGUUCAGAGGACGGCACUGAAGUAUGUGUAUAUGAAUCAGAAAACCAAAGCCGCGGAACACAACUGGAGGGAUACUCGACCCUGCCUGGCUACGGCAAAGAGGUUGUGAGACCCAUUACAAUAUGGAAAGGCAACUCAUACACUACCAUUUCGGCACGAGAUCCUCAAUUCAGUGGCAAAGAUAGCGGCAAAGGAGACAGCGACUUCAAUGACAGUGAUUCAGACAUAAGUGGUGAUGGGCUGAAAAAAGACGGACAACAAACCAACGCUCAAAACAGUCUGUGGGCAUGUACGAGCGAGUGCAAGAUCCUUGGCCAUUCUGACCGCUGCUGGAGUCCAACUGCCACCAGGGCAAACAGCAACUCUGCACAUGGACAGCACCUGUCCUCUUUUGCUAAGACUGGCUCACUUCCAAGGGACACUCUUAGAAGGGAAAAUUAUUACCAAGCCCACAUCCCAAAAACAAUGGGUCUGCAGAGCGUCUACGAGAAAGUACUUCACAGAGAAUAUGACUAUGUGUUAGUCCCCCCACCUCAGCCGAUGAGGGUACGAGAAAUAAACGAUGUCACAAUUCCAGUGUAUUCGCCUAAAACAACGAGUUCUCCCACGAACGAAGUAUGAGGGCCAACCAGAGAGCUCCAGAAAAUAAGACUGCAAACUUUAAUACCACUCGUUACGGCAGCUGUUGCGUCCCAACAGUGCACAAAAAUCAUUAUUUGUGUAUUUAAAAAUCUCUUUCAGUCAGUGUUAGUCUUACACUUUUAAGCAAUCAGAUGAUCUUGUUGGAUAUUAUAUGUAUAUUAUGCAAGUGUUUUGUAAAUACAGAGUAUAUUUUUAUAUUGUUAUUCAUAAGUAAAACAAAGGAUAUUUGAGAUUAUAUACUUUAUUUUAAAGCAUGUCCAUUAUUUAAAAUGACCCUACACCUUUCAGGUCACAAACCAUAUCAAGCUGAUAAAUGUGUAAACAUUUAGCCGGAAUGCAAGAUGUAACAUUUUUGAUCGAUUUCUUUCAUCAUGCUAUACAAAGAAUAAACACUGAAAAUCUUUUUUUUUUUUUGCGUGAAGAUCACUGCUAAUUUUUAAAGUCAUAUUCUAGGACAGAGGAUGGCGCUGUUUGCAAGAUUUGAGGCUAAGUAAAUGUCAAUGUAUGCAGGAGCUGAAAUAAACAACCUAAAACAGA
Molecule: messenger RNA, 3732 nt
Organism: Electrophorus electricus (electric eel)
Lineage: Eukaryota; Metazoa; Chordata; Actinopteri; Gymnotiformes; Gymnotidae
Product: protocadherin-8
Biological process (GO): homophilic cell-cell adhesion
Cellular component (GO): plasma membrane
Molecular function (GO): calcium ion binding
Source: RefSeq, a predicted model, not a curated record